This is a messenger RNA of Penicillium malachiteum, 1848 nucleotides long. Its product is annotated as FAD-binding oxidoreductase. Gene Ontology annotation, molecular function: FAD binding; oxidoreductase activity. NCBI's taxonomy places the organism in Eukaryota, Fungi, Ascomycota, Eurotiomycetes, Eurotiales, Aspergillaceae. The transcript has 3 exons. The record is from RefSeq and is a predicted model, not a curated record. Bases 1 to 1848 code for a protein of 615 amino acids.
AUGGCUUUCAGACUGGCUGCUUUGACUGUAACAUUUGCCAUUUUGGGAGGUUACUGGUCCAGGAACCAGGAGACAUUGUGUCGAUGUCGUCCCGGUGAUGAUUGUUGGCCUUCAAAGGCAACAUGGGAUCAACUCAAUGAGACCAUAGGUGGCAACCUGGCUCAAUUACGGCCAGUAGGCGCCGUUUGCCACGAAGCGGACUACAUCGAAAGUGCAUGCAAUGAUCUCAUUCAAAAUUAUCGCAACACCACAUGGCGUGUUGAGAAUCCGGGUAGGUUCCAGCAAACACUUGGGAACAUUGGCGAGCGGAAGAGCAAAGUUGUCACGUUAAAAAUCCCCCCCGAGUCCAGUCAAUGUCACCAAGGUCGCGUCUCUCACUACUCAGCCUACGUCCAAUCCGUUGCAGAGGUACAACACGUAGUUCGGUUUGCUGCGUCUCAUCGCCUGCGAAUUACCAUUCGCAAUACCGGCCACGAUCUAGCGGGUCGAUCCUCGGCUCCGAACUCGCUGCAAAUUCAUACUGCCGGUUUAAAGGGUAUUCAUCAUAUGGAUUCCUUCACUCCCCACGCUCCAGUCGGACAAUCGGUUAUACCAGAAGGCCCAGCAGUGAGAGUGGGAGCUGGGGUGCUCACAGUUGAUCUUUAUUCAGCCGCUGCAGACGGCGGAUUCACUGUUGUAGGAGGAAGCUGCAGUACGGUAGGUAUUGCAGGUGGUUGGAUACAAGGCGGAGGUUAUGGCAUUCUUACCCCAUCGCGAGGCCUUGGGGUUGACAAUCUGCUGGAGGUCGGUGUGGUUACUGCAGAGGGAGAGUACGUUAUCGCAAACCAAUAUCAGAACCAUGACCUGUUUUGGGCGAUCCGUGGAGGCGGCGGAGGAACCUUUGGUGUUAUCGUGGAUGUUACAAUGCGAACCUACCCUGAUACGCCAAUUGUCGUAUCAAAGAUGAAUAUCAUUAGUCCUGAUGGAGCGGACAAUGUUUUCUGGAACGCCGUGACUGAUUUGCUGCACACUAUCCCUAUGUUGGUGGAUCGUGGUGAUGCUGUUCAAGCCUUUGCUAUGCCAAUUUUGCCCGACAAUGCAGCAUUUCUGACCAUCGAGUCCUAUCUCAUCAAUAAUACGCACCCUGGAGGCCAGGAGGCUCUGGAUGAUCUCCGUGACCGUAUUGAAGCACAUGGUCUAUCAGUACAGUCCUCCGAGGAAUCCUUUGAUCGCAUAUCCUCAUAUCUUGCGCUCCCCAAAGGCUUGGAACAGGCAGGAAUCGGGAUGAUGGCUGCGUCGCGACUGAUUUCGCGAGACCUGAUGGUUUCAGACGAUGGACCAUCCCAUAUCAGCCAGACCCUCGCCAAGUUGACUUUUUCACCCGGUGAUGUAGUGAGUUUGGAAGGCAUGGUGGGUGGACCCGCAGUUCAACGUAGCGGCGCAGAGAAGCGUGCAACCCAUCCAUCCUGGCAAUCUGCAUGGAUGUCUUUGAGUCUGGGCCGCGGCCUGCCCUCGGUUCCGGAUUGGGCCACUUACAACCGUGUCCAGCAUGAGUUGGCAACUACACAGCUACCGGCGCUUGAGGCUCUCGAGCAUGGAAUGAUGGGAGGGUAUCUUGGUACUCCAUUCCCGUACGAAGCUCAUCCCUCGAAAGUGUUCUGGGGAUCUAACUAUGAUCGUCUAUUGGAUGUCAAGGCGGAAUGGGACCCUGAAGACUUGUUCAUGACGCGAAUGGGGAUUGGGUCAGAGCGAUGGGAUGACGAAGGCAUUUGUCAAGUCAAUUUGCUUGAUCGCCAUUUAUGGCCAUACCUUCAGCAUGUACAGGUCAGGCUAUUCAGCUUCUUAGACCACAUUCAUGACUCUAUCUAA